Messenger RNA from Colletotrichum orchidophilum, 447 nucleotides. RefSeq lists its product as uncharacterized. The transcript has a single exon. Bases 1 to 447 code for a protein of 148 amino acids. Lineage: Eukaryota; Fungi; Ascomycota; Sordariomycetes; Glomerellales; Glomerellaceae. The record is from RefSeq and is a predicted model, not a curated record.
AUGUGUGUUUAUCGACGUCUUUUUGUUUUGGUGCGAGAGAGACGUACUCGCAAGAUCUUCGUCGGUGCCCCGCGUAUUGCAGGAACGGCCCUUGUGCGUUGGGUAGUGGCGGACCAAAGGCCGAGUACUGGGAACAGUGACCUUUGGUCAGGCCGCCGCGUGCGUCUACGAGUAUCUAAACAACAGGAUAUCGAAACGCGGGUGGGUGAGCGCGCACAUUGCGCAGAUACGUUUCAUGAGGCGACCAGAGGGCCCGAACAGGAAGGGCGAGGGAGACACACACAGAGAACGGAAGACGUGAAAGAGAGAGAGACACUCGAGUUGAUUCGUCAUUUUAUCAGUUUAUACGCUUCUAAUGCCAGCACGGGGACGUCGUACCGCGUCCCUGGUUUCUGUUCUGACGCGUCGUUGGUCGCUCGCGUGAUGGCUUACCACCCCUUUUCCUAG